Molecule: messenger RNA, 2375 nt
Organism: Hipposideros armiger (great roundleaf bat)
Lineage: Eukaryota; Metazoa; Chordata; Mammalia; Chiroptera; Hipposideridae
Gene: GRWD1
Product: glutamate rich WD repeat containing 1
Exons: 7
Coding region: 293-1630 (445 amino acids)
Biological process (GO): ribosome biogenesis
Cellular component (GO): nucleolus
Molecular function (GO): protein binding
Source: RefSeq, a predicted model, not a curated record
AGGGAUCACAGGCCUCCCAUAGAACUACAGCUCCCAGGAGGCCUUGCCACAGUUCCGUGGAAAAGCGCCCCAAAGUCACGCGGAGGGUGUAGUUUCUCCAGAACCGCUGCAGGCCUAGGUAGCUAAGCCAGGACGCCGUUACCUUAGUUCUCCUUCCUCAUCCCCACCGCCCUCUCUAAUUGGUGAACUAGGAGGUUUCCAGGGUAACAGAGCAGCCGGGCUAAUCAGGGUGGGCAAAGCGCAACCCGGAAGUGACGCUCUUACCUCGCGCCGGGGGUGCAAGCCUUCGAAAAUGGCGGCGCGCAAGCCUGGGCGGCGCACGUGGGAAACUGAGGAACCCAUGGAGGCCGAGUCCCGUGAUAUAGGGUCUGAGGGUGUCGCCCAGGUCUACCUGCCCGGCCGGGGACCUCCACUGCGCGAAGGAGAGGAACUGGUCAUGGACGAGGAGGCCUACGUGCUGUACCACCGAGCUCAGACUGGCGCUCCGUGUCUCAGCUUUGACAUAGUCCGGGAUCACCUGGGAGACAAUCGGACAGAGCUUCCUCUUACACUUUACCUGUGUGCUGGGACCCAGGCGGAGAGCGCCCAGAGCAACAGAUUAAUGAUGCUUCGGAUGCACAAUCUUCAUGGGACAAAGCCCCCACCAUCAGAGGGCAGCGAUGAAGAGGAGGAGGAGGAUGAAGAGGAUGAAGAGGAUCGGAAGCCUCAGCUGGAGCUGGCCAUGGUGCCCCACUACGGUGGCAUCAACCGAGUUCGGAUGUCGUGGCUGGGUGAGGAGCCCGUGGCAGGGGUAUGGUCAGAGAAGGGCCAGGUGGAGAUAUAUGCACUGCGGCGGCUUCUGCAGGUGGUGGAUGACCCCCAGGCCCUGGUGACCUUCCUCCGGGAUGAGCAGGCCCGCAUGAAGCCCAUCUUCACCUUCGCUGGCCACAUGGGCGAGGGCUUUGCUCUUGACUGGUCUCCCCGCGUGCCUGGGCGCCUGCUGACCGGUGACUGUCAGAAGAACAUCCACCUCUGGACACCUACGGAUGGUGGCUCCUGGCACGUGGACCAACGGCCAUUUGUGGGCCACACAUGCUCCGUGGAAGAUCUGCAGUGGUCCCCAACCGAGGACACAGUAUUCGCCUCCUGCUCAGCUGAUGCCUCCAUUCGCAUCUGGGACAUCCGGGCAGCCCCCAGCAAGGCCUGCAUGCUCACCACUGCCACUGCCCAUGAUGGGGAUGUCAACGUCAUCAGCUGGAGCCGCCAGGAGCCCUUCCUGCUCAGUGGCGGGGAUGAUGGGGCCCUCAAGGUCUGGGACCUGCGGCAGUUCAAGUCUGGCUCCCCAGUGGCCACCUUCAAGCAGCACGUGGCCCCCGUGACCUCCGUUGAGUGGCACCCCCAGGACAGUGGGGUCUUUGCAGCCUCGGGUGCAGACAACCAGAUCACACAGUGGGACCUGGCAGUGGAGCGGGACCCCGAGGCAGGUGACGCGGAGACCGACCCCGGGCUGGCGGACCUCCCCCAGCAGCUGUUGUUCGUGCACCAGGGUGAGACAGACCUGAAGGAGCUUCACUGGCACCCUCAGUGCCCCGGGGUCCUGGUCAGCACUGCUCUGUCUGGCUUCACCGUCUUCCGCACCAUUAGUGUCUGAGACGGCCCAGCAACAUCUGGUCUGGCCUUGUUCUUGGCUAUGAAGUUGAAGCAGGUUGUCCUGAAGGGACUCAUUCAGAUCUCAACAGAUCUGAACACCACCAGUCAGUCCCCCUCCAGAGGAAGGACUUCGUUUGGCCCGAUGGCCGCCAUGAUGGAUUCUGUUUGACUUACUGUUCUUUGAAAGGACUAGGUUUGGUCCAGUGACCCCUCUCACCAAAGGAUAUAAUUGACCCAUGACUCUAAAACAACUUGGUUUGGUAUAAUGACACCUCCAACCGAAGAACAUGGUUUGACCCAUGAUUCCCUAAAGCCACUGGCUUUGACUCCAGUGACCCUCCCACCCAGAGACUUGGUUCAGCCCAGUGACCUUCCCCCCUACCAGUGAGGACUCUGUUGGCCCAUUUCCCACAUGGGCCUGGUGUGGCCCAUGGUGCUGUGGAUAUUUUGUCAGCUGUGGCACUUGGCUUGCCCCUUUAUUCCCUCUGCCCCAGGACCCAGUUUUGGCCCUUGGUCUCUUUCAGGGAACUCAAGUACUUCACAUGGCUAGACCGAAAUUGAGGGGUGGGUUCCUCCAGCAGAAGUAGGUUUUGCCCCUUGUCUUCCUGCCAACCAAGUUUGGCCAAGACUUCCCAGUGGGGGGCAGCAUGGACCUUCUCCCCUCCUUCCUGUGCUCAAGGUAGGCACUGUGGGGGGUGGGAAGUCGGGGGCUCCUGAGAGGCAGUAAAAGACCAGGAUAGGCCUGA